Molecule: messenger RNA, 888 nt
Organism: Nicotiana tabacum (common tobacco)
Lineage: Eukaryota; Viridiplantae; Streptophyta; Magnoliopsida; Solanales; Solanaceae
Source: RefSeq, a predicted model, not a curated record
AUAGAUGCUUCAGAUAUUUCAGUAUGUUUUAUGCUUAUCAAGCAGCUAUUGCUAUGUUUCCUUCAAAAGAUUGACCAGGAAGACAAGGAUGAUUCAUCUAUAAUACAGCUUUUGUCUCCUACAGGGAAGAAUAUUGCCAACAUAUCUGUAGAAGUUGCUAUUACAGAGAAGUCCUUCAAAUACUCUUCAGGGCAAAUUAAAAUGGGAAGAUCAAAAAUCAAGAUGGAACUUAUUCAAGAUGAGAAGACAAGGAAAUCCACUUUCCAAAAAAGGAAAGCUUGCUUAAUCAAGAAAAUCUCAGAGCUCUCAAUACUUUGUGAUAUCAAAGCAUGCAUGAUCAUAAACGAAGGAAAUAAUUAUGAAGUUAUUUCUCCUCAAAUCUGGCCAAAUGAUCCAAACGAAGUUCAAGAGCUAAUAAAUUUCUACAAAAACCAACCAAAAAGAGAAAACAGUUUGUGUAGCUUCUUGGAAAAUGAAAAGAAAAAGGCUGAGAUUAAAAUGGAAAAGUUGAAGACAAAAAUCAAGACAGAAAAAUACCCAACUUGGGAUUCAAGAUUCAACUAUUUAUCUGAAAAAGAAUUAAGAAAUCUUGCUGGGGUUCUUGAGAAAAAGAUGGAGAAUGCAAAGGGAAAAUCUGAAUUCUUGAAAAGUAGUAGGAAUAUUAAUCAAGAUUCAAAUCAAGAAAUUUGGGACUAUCCUGAAUUAAUGGACAAUUUCAACCAAAGUAAUAUACAGCCUAUUUCUUAUAUGGAUAACCAGUUUUUUCAAGAAUUGACAGCUGAUAAUGUGAAUUCAAUGGGAAUUUUGGAUAAUAUUGAUCUUAAUGUUGGUGAUUAUGAAUUUGGAAAUUCAGAUUAUAUGAAAAUUAGACAAGAGGGGUUGCUCUGA